Messenger RNA from Miscanthus lutarioriparius, 993 nucleotides. NCBI's taxonomy places the organism in Eukaryota, Viridiplantae, Streptophyta, Magnoliopsida, Poales, Poaceae. The record is from the annotation of a GenBank genome assembly.
AUGGCACCACACGGGCCGCCUUUCGACUUCGACCUCAACGAGCCGCCGCCGCCGAAGAACGAUGGCGUGAACGGCAUGUCCGUAGAGACGGUGCCGGAACCCUCGGUGCAGCAAGAUCCGGUGCCGCCUGCGCUAGUGCCGGAACCCUCAGCGCAGCAAGAUCCGCUGCCACCGCCUCCGCCGGUGCCGGAGCCGACGACGGCGCAUGUUCUGCUGCCUGCGCGAUCGCUAGUGCCGGCGCCGGAGGAGGCCUCGCCGGUCGACCCGCUCCCUGCGCCACUGCGGGCACCGGUGCCCCUGCCCUCGCCGCAUCAUCAUCUGCCGUCUCCGGUGUUAGACCUGGAGGCCCCGCUGUCUUCUCUCGACGAUGAGGACGAAGACGUGGCGGAUCUGCCCCUGCCCCCGCCACCGCCGCCGUCAUGGUACCGCGUGGACACAUCCGACGCGCCCACGGUUUCCUCUGGCCGUCAGGGCGAUGCGGCGCGGCAGUACUCGUCGCCUGAGACUUGGGCACCGCGCGGUUCUAGGGCGGCGACGGCGAGCGACACGACGUCUUCCCACAGGUCGCGGCGUAGGCCCUACUCCUGCGAUGACGCGAUCUCCAAGCAACGUAGCGUCGACUACGACGAGGACGGCGGGUCGUCCCGAUCCCAAAGCGGGAGCUGUCGUCGCUCGGAAUUCGGAUCCCCGCGUCGCUACGAGCGCUCGGGACCGGUCCGCCGCAUCACUACUACGAACAACAAGAUGGUGGACGGCAUGUGGCGGCGGUGGAUGGGCAGCCGGCGCGCCGCCAGAACCGCCCGCCGGCGGGGGGGGGGGGCAGAGGCCACAGCAUGGGUUCUAGUACGAGGGCCCAGACGCCCAGUGCAGAAGCAGCAGGGCUUCCGGGGCCAAGAAAGGCCGCAGGUCCAUCAUGGGCCUCAUCAUGGUCCGGAAGUGCCAAAGGUGGGCUUUGCUUCCUUACAACCCGCCCUCUGGAAUCGUCAGGCGUGA